This is a messenger RNA of Magallana angulata, 825 nucleotides long. RefSeq lists its product as uncharacterized. The transcript has 2 exons. The coding region runs from base 178 to 528 and encodes 116 amino acids. The record is from RefSeq and is a predicted model, not a curated record. Lineage: Eukaryota; Metazoa; Mollusca; Bivalvia; Ostreida; Ostreidae.
UAAGUAUGUCAAGGCAAGCCGCUAGUCAAUGUUUGUAAACAAUACCACGUGGGGCGUUCAAUACUAUAAAGAGGGGCAAACCAGCUUUGUUGGCAAAACAGAAUCGAAUAGUAUACCGAGAUAACUUGGAGCCUACUUCAGUUUAAAAGUUGAUAAAGAUAGCAUUACGCCAUAAUCAUGGACAGGAGAGAACUCAGAAAUUAUGUGGACAUGCCACACUUCCACCCCGAGAAAAACGUCAUCAACGGGGUCGAUGUAUACAAGAAUGGGAGAUUCCGCCAAGAAAUCAAGCAUGAUUUGGAGCUCAAAACGGCGACCGCUCACCCACCCUUGAAGAUCCGAAGUUUUAGCACGGGGUCUGAGGGCGAGCCCGCCUCCCCCGUCAUUGGAUCCCCCACACAAGUCUCUGGAUCUCCACUAUCCUCAGCAUACACCGGGGGAUUCCUGACCAAAGCUUUCCAAAUGGACCAGCUCCACACAUCGGCUGACAAACAUCUAAAGCACGAACUCGACUUCAAAUGGCAAUAGAUCUCAACCUCGGAAAGCCAAACAAAUCUACAAGAUGUGAGAGUGGCGAGGAUGUGAUAUCCCUCUGUAGUGCAAUAACUGUGUAUGAACACUGUAAAUGUGGUGACCGAACGAGACAAUUAUGCAUUGACGGCAAAAUCAGUUUGCAUGUCAUUUGUAAAAGUAGGUGAAUGGGAAAAUUGAAUGUAAUAUUUUUACAAUUUUUAUACUCUACACUUUUAUGUGUUUGUCCAUUUUUCAGUAUUUUGUUUUAUGUCUAUUUUUUUUAUAAGAUUGAAUAAAAUUACGAAACAUAAA